Molecule: messenger RNA, 906 nt
Organism: Cryptococcus amylolentus CBS 6039
Lineage: Eukaryota; Fungi; Basidiomycota; Tremellomycetes; Tremellales; Cryptococcaceae
Product: NADH dehydrogenase [ubiquinone] iron-sulfur protein 8, mitochondrial
Exons: 4
Coding region: 43-771 (242 amino acids)
Biological process (GO): mitochondrial electron transport, NADH to ubiquinone; mitochondrial respiratory chain complex I assembly
Cellular component (GO): membrane
Molecular function (GO): 4 iron, 4 sulfur cluster binding; NADH dehydrogenase activity
Source: RefSeq, a predicted model, not a curated record
GCUGACUGGCGCUCACCAACUCUUCCUCAUCCACAUCUCACCAUGCGUUCGUUAUCCCUCCUCAGACCAGGAAUCGCACCCCUCCUCGCCCGCCCCAUCGCCCCCAUCGCCCCCCUCGCAGUCCGCCACAUCUCCACAUCCCCUAUCGCCCGCCUGGCCACCCCCUCCAACUACACCGGCCCGACCCACGUUCCCGCAGGACAGCCCAAAUCCCCCAACCCCCUCGAGACCGGCACCGCCGAUGCCGUCUCUGCCUCCCCCUACCCCGACUACUCGAAGGGACCAUCAGCGCUCGACAAGGCGAGUCAGCUGUUGUUCUUGACCGAGAUUGUCAGGGGUAUGUGGAUCGUGUUGGAGCAGUUCUUCAGACCGCCCUACACUAUCAUGUACCCGUUCGAAAAGGGGCCUUUGAGUGCACGAUUCAGGGGCGAACACGCGCUGAGACGGUACCCUAAUGGUGAAGAGAGGUGUAUUGCGUGCAAGCUGUGUGAAGCCAUUUGCCCUGCUCAGGCUAUCACUAUCGAAUCUGAGGCUCGUGAGGAUGGAUCUAGGAGGACUACUCGAUACGACAUUGACAUGACAAAGUGCAUCUACUGUGGUUUCUGCCAAGAAGCUUGCCCUGUCGACGCCAUCGUCGAGACUCAGAACCAAGAGUUCUCUACCGAGACCCGAGAAGAAUUGUUGUACAACAAGGAGAAACUUUUGAUGAACGGUGACCGAGCUGAGCCUGAGAUCCAGGCCAACUUGCAAUCUGAACACUUCUACCGAUAGAUUAAUCAAACAUACCCUGCAUCAGCAAAAUGUUUAUGUAGCCCGUCACGACCCGAUGGAGCACGCCAGAGAGGGAACGAUGCGCAUGUGGUGGAGAUUUGUACAUGCAGACACCAUGGAUUUCACGCCCAACCC